Molecule: messenger RNA, 1280 nt
Organism: Papilio xuthus (Asian swallowtail)
Lineage: Eukaryota; Metazoa; Arthropoda; Insecta; Lepidoptera; Papilionidae
Product: sugar transporter SWEET1
Exons: 5
Coding region: 151-837 (228 amino acids)
Biological process (GO): carbohydrate transport
Cellular component (GO): membrane
Molecular function (GO): sugar transmembrane transporter activity
Source: RefSeq, a predicted model, not a curated record
AGCUGUCAUCGGUUUCAGUUCCAAAGUAAACUUUACAGUUUAAAGGUGUAUUAUUUUACAUCGGUAAAACCGCAAGGUUUUACUUUAUAAGUUAUUUUUAUUAAGUUUAAUUCUUUGUGAAAAAGGCGCUGUUUAGUGAACUUUAUCAAGAUGGAGAUGCUAUCCGAUGUACUCCAGCCGUACAAGGAGUUGGUGGGCACCGUGGCAGCCAUCGUCACCAUAGGGCAGAUGUUCUCCGGCUCCUUCAUUUGUUACGACGUGUACAAACAGGGCAACACCAGAGGGAUCACCAUAGCCCCCUUCCUCGGAGGUGUUGUUAUGAGCUUGCUCAACUUGAAAUACGGUUACAUACUACGCGAUGACAAAAUGAUCCAAGUAAACCUGGUCGGUUUGGCGUUGAACAUUGUCUAUGUGCUGGUCUACUUCCAUUACACCUCUGAGAAGAUCAAGGUGUGGGCUAAGAUCGGUGUAGCGGGUGCCUUCACGGUCGCACUACUGGGAUACGCUGAGAUUGAAGAUCCUAAGCUCGUUGAGAACAGAUUCGGGACUAUUAUCACCGCUUUUAUGUUCUACUUGAUUGCAUCACCCUUGUUUGGCUUGAGGGAAAUAAUAAAGAACCAGAGCACCGAGGGCCUGCCGUUCCCCAUCAUAUUCUCUGGAGCAAUCGUCACAUUUAUGUGGCUGCUCUACGGCAUCAUCUUGAAGAACAAGUUCCUCAUUAUUCAAAAUGUAGUCGCUGUAAUUCUAUGCUCCAUUCAGCUAGCGUUGUUCGUCAUCUAUCCAUCCAAACGCGCCGUCAAAGAAAAAGUUAAGGCGAAGGCGAAGAAGGCUGAUUAAAAGGUUAAUUAGUGUUACGUGUAAGUUAAUAAUGGUACAACAAUAGCAACACUGGCCUGCAAUUUAUUUGAAAUUGCAGGGUAUUACAUAACCUCAAAUGUCAUUGAUAUUUCCGGUGACAGUUCCUUUGUGCACGAUUUUGUUUUAUUUUAUUUGUAAUUUACAAAAUAUUAUACAUUUUUAUGUUGUAUGUGUUUUUGACACUGAUUUCUAUAAAUGGGUAGAUUAUUGCUUCGAAAUUGCAGCUUAUGCUACGUUGUCUAUAUCUAUUAUUAGUUCUUAUCCUCACCACCGCUACAAACCGCUACCAUCAGCGCCAAGAUGGCGAAAAGCAAAUCGGCACAAAAUACGACGGCUUAUGCCACUUUUAUAGAGGUCAGUGACCUUAACGUAAAUAUAUUUUUAAAAUAGCUAUUGUCAAUAGAAGCAACAUAGUUGCAUUG